Messenger RNA from Tuber melanosporum (Perigord truffle), 1181 nucleotides. RefSeq lists its product as uncharacterized. Gene Ontology annotation, cellular component: synaptonemal complex. The record is from RefSeq and is a predicted model, not a curated record. Gene Ontology annotation, biological process: reciprocal meiotic recombination. Gene Ontology annotation, molecular function: ubiquitin protein ligase activity. The coding region runs from base 1 to 1023 and encodes 340 amino acids. NCBI's taxonomy places the organism in Eukaryota, Fungi, Ascomycota, Pezizomycetes, Pezizales, Tuberaceae. The transcript has 5 exons.
AUGGACGGCUUUAUCCUCCGCUGCAAUGACCUCCGAUGCCGUGCUCAAACCGAUGGCCGUGCCGUUGUGACUACUUGCAGCGGUCAACGAACUUGUCCAGCAUGCGAUACAACACUCUCCAAACCGGAUGAUGCAGUAAUCACAGUUCUCAACCCAAGUGACGACUACAAGACUAGUGUUCUCAGUGGGCUCAGUCCGAGCAUCAUUAUAGAAAUCUGCACGCGUGGACUUGCCUUCUGGACUUAUCAAGUGACCCAAGAAAUGUCCGUAUUUUAUCAAGAACACCUUGCAAAAUCCUUGCGAGCGCGGGGAACCGAAAUUCAAGGGGAGAAUGAGAAGAUCAUUCGUGAUGCUAAUGAUGAAAUCUCUGCCCUGCGGAAUAAAAUUGCCGGAAUGAGGGUUGUUGAGGAUGAAUUGAGAAGGAAGAAUCAUGAGUUGCUGCAGGGGUGGAGAGAGAAAGCAAGGAAGCUAGCACAGACACAGGAACUCUAUGAUAAACUCAAACGCCGAACCCUAAUAUCUCAAGUGCAGCAAGCUGCUACGGACCAGGCUGAUCAAGCCCUAUAUAUGACUUCUCACCAACCCUCCGAUUCCCGGUACUUCCAAGACUCCCUAAACAAGUCUGCGGGGAACUUUUCCCAACAAAUCCAGCCGAGUCUGGAACCCGAAUACACCCUAACUGGUGCGAAGAUCAGAAAUACCCACGCCCAGGGUGGGAUUGGUCCUGGAGGGAGAGCCGGUCAGUCCUUGCAACGGCCAGGGCGGAGACCCGAUGAUGUCGGUGGCAUGUUCUUGAAUGAUCAAACCCCUUUCUCGUCUACUCCUAUCACCGGCCACGAGCACCGCCAACGUUUGGAUAUCCAAUCUUCAGCUAUACGAUUCCCUGGCGCACAGAGUGAAUACGGUAGGCCCCCUUUGCGGGGGCUUAACGAGAAUACCCGAGGUGGGCGGAUGGGAGAUGGGGGCAAGAAUAGAAGGCUGGAGGUAGAUGAGAAUGGGAGGGUUGUUCUCGACCAACAUUGAUAAGGAAAUUUUCUUGCUCGCCAUGGUGAUGAUUGGGCAUUGAUUUGACCAGCUCUAUGUCAUUCGUUGCUAAGCUGCCUUUUUAUUUUGUGUCUCGGUUAAAAGAAAGGGAUCGUAUGAAAGGAAAAUUUGAUGCACACGAUGUGCUACUUGGCUUA